This is a messenger RNA of Prionailurus viverrinus (fishing cat), 3443 nucleotides long. It is a transcript of the gene NBN, whose product is annotated as nibrin. Gene Ontology annotation, cellular component: nucleus; Mre11 complex. Gene Ontology annotation, molecular function: protein binding; damaged DNA binding. The coding region runs from base 452 to 2473 and encodes 673 amino acids. Gene Ontology annotation, biological process: telomere maintenance; mitotic G2 DNA damage checkpoint signaling; double-strand break repair via homologous recombination. Lineage: Eukaryota; Metazoa; Chordata; Mammalia; Carnivora; Felidae. The record is from RefSeq and is a predicted model, not a curated record. The transcript has 13 exons.
UGAGCCUUGGCCGGCCACUUGUUGCGUCCUCUAAUGUUUCGAGCUUUUGGCGAAACACGAGAAUGAAGUUAACGCAGGCUAGACCGCGUGAUGGCAACAGAUGACUUUGUCUCGAGCGCAUUGUUCAAUCUUGCGAAAAACCGGCCAUGACUCGGAUAAGUGGCAACCACAGGAAAGCGUAAUUUCAGUUUUGUUUUAGAGCCCUUUUUGUCAUCAGAACUGACAAAGUAGAUUUUUUUUUCUGCCGUGUAUUUUCAGCCAUGGCAGGUGGUUAUGUCCCGUUAAUUGGUUGCCUGGUGUGUCCGAGUCCUUGUUAAGCGGCUGUAGCCUAUGAUGAGGUGUCGCCCUUAGGCAACAUUAUGAUGGGCCAAAGACCUACCUCAGUUUACUGACAGUGUGUGAAGAAGGCCAAAACGAAUGGUUAGGAAAGUAAGUACUAUAAAGACUAAAGAUGAAGGCAUCACCGUGGACUUGGAGCCGUGCUGAGGUAGAACGUAAGCUGUUGGUGGGCGAGUACGAUUCAGUUGCUUUCCAAGAACAGCCGUGCCCUGUGGCUGGCUCUCAGAGUUCCUGUAGCCAAGAACCAUUCAGACUGUUGACUGGUGUUGAAUACGUUGUUGGAAGGAAAAACUGUGGCAUUCUAAUUGAAGGGGAUCAGUCAAUCAGUCGAAAUCAUGCUGUGUUAACUGCUAACUUUUCAGUAACCAUGCCGAGUGAAACAGAUGAAAUUCCUAUAUUGACAAUAAAAGAUAAUUCUAAGUAUGGUACCUUUGUUAAUGAGGAAAAAAUGCAGAAUGGCUUUUCCCAAGCUUUGAAGACCGGGGACAGAGUUACUUUUGGAGUGUUUGAAAGUAAAUUCAGAGUAGAAUAUGAGGCUUUGGUUGCAUGCUCUUCUUGUUUAGAUGCUUCUGGGAAAACUGCUUUAAAUCAAGCUAUAUUGCAACUUGGAGGACUUACUGUAAACAAUUGGACAGAAGAAUGUACUCAUCUUGUCAUGAUAUCAGUCAAAGUUACCAUUAAAACAAUAUGUGCACUCAUUUGUGGACGUCCGAUUGUAAAGCCAGAAUAUUUUACUGAAUUUCUUAAAGCAGUUAAGACCAAUAAACAGCCUCCACAAAUUGAAAGCUUUUACCCACCUAUUGAUGAACCAGUUAUUGGAAAUAAAAACAUUGAUCUGUCAGGACGACAGGAGAGAAAGCAAAUCUUCAAAGGGAAAACAUUUGUAUUUCUAAAUGCCAAACAGCAUAAAAAGUUAAGUUCAGCAGUUAUUUUUGGAGGAGGAGAUGCUAGGUUGAUAUCAGAAGAAAAUGAAGAAGAAGAUAGUUUCUUUUCAGCUCCUGGAAUUUGUGUUGUUGAUGUAGGAGUAACAAAUUCACAAACUCUAAUUCCUGCCUCUCAGAAAACAUGGAUUCACUCAAUUAUGGAUAUGCUCCAAAGGCAGGGUCUUAGACCUAUUCCUGAAGCAGAAAUUGGAUUGGCAGUCAUUUUCAUGACUACAGAGAAUUACUGUGAUCCUCACGGCCAGUCAAGUACAGCAUUGAAGAUGACUCCAGGGCCAAGCUUUUCCCAAGGCUUGUCUGUCAAUGAAAAACUAAUGCUAAGUGCCCCAGUGAACACUACAACAUAUGUAGCUGAUACGGAAUCAGAGCAAGCAGAUACAUGCAUGGAUUUGAGUGAAAGACCUAAAGAAAUCAAAAUCUCCAGAGUGGAACAGAAAUUCAGAACGUCUUCACAAGAAAUAUCCGCUGCGAAGGAACCCCACAAAAUAAGCUCUAAUGAUAAUAAUACAGUAUCAAAUACUCUGGUUAGGAGGAAAAUCCCAACCUAUCAGCUUUCACCAAAUAAAUUCUCAGGUGUAAAUAAAAGUAGAGAUCGGGCUUCUCAGCAGCAGACCAACUCCAUCAAAAACUACUUUCAGCCGUCUACCAAAAAACGGGAAAGAGAUGAAGAAAAUCAAGAAAUUUUUUCACCCAAAUCAGCAAGAAUAGAAAUGUCUUGUUCUCUGUUAGAACAGACACAACCUGCUCCACCCUCAGUAUGGAAAAAUAAGGAACAGUCUCUACUUCAGAGUGAGGUUCUGGAAAAGAAACCAGAUAACUUACUUACAGAUACAGAUUUAAAAUCCACUGUGAAAAGUUCUGCCAAUGAAUCUCUUUCUACAGACAAACUAAGAUCAGAAAAAAGAAAAGAAAUUGAUGAUUUAGCCAUUGAAGAUGAAAUAUUGGAAGAGUUACUCAACACAAAACCAGAGUUAGAAAUUGGAGUGAAAGUUCAAAAACAAGAGGAAGAUGUCAAUAUUAGGAAAAGGCCAAGAUUGGAUAUAGAAACAAAUGGCACUUUUAAUUAUGAUGAAGCAAUACCAGAAAGUAACAGAAUAUCUCAAGAAAAUGAAAUUGGGAAGAAAUGUGAGUUCAAGAAAGAUACACUGUGGUCAACUAAAGAAGAACUAUCUUUACGCUUACUCUGGGAAUAAUUUGAUCAUAUUAUAAUCAUGAUAUACCAAAAAGAGGAUAGAGAAAAGCCUGAGUAUAAUUCCCUGCCUUCUGCAUAAAUGUUUGAUCCUGAACAAGUCACUUCCACAUUUAUGGACCUCAGGUCUUUAUAAAAUCAGGUCAGCACUUUUCCAACAGGGUGAUCAUUUAUAUCAGAUAGAGGAAUGGAUGUGAAUUAUUUCUAAAUGCUAAAACACAUUUACAAAAGUAUUAAGUCAUUGUUAAUUUAUUAGAGUUCCUAAUUACAUUCUGUCACUAAUAGAUGAACCUUGUCUUUUGACUUUCCACUUUUUUUCUUUCUCUCCCUGUUAGCAACUUCCAUUUGAAUAGGCAGUAAAAGAGUAAAAAACUUAGAUGGUCAGCCUUGAGUUGCUCUGACAAUGUUGAUAUGUAACUAGUUGGUUAAUAGAAAAUUACCUAAAGAAUCUCAUCCAGUAACAGGAAGGAAUCUUCAGGCUGAUUUAAUACUGUCAAUCUGCAAUUAAAAAAUGGCUUUCAGUUAAUGAGUAAUGAGUGUGUCCAGAACUAAUAAUUUUUGGAGAUGUGAAAAAUAAUGUUACUGAAAAUCCAAGGAAGCUUAAAUAUAGUAGAUGAGAACUUGUAGAACAGAUUGUUACACUAAUGUUAGUUCAUGGUUUUUAUGAUAAGUAGACAAAACAGAUUCCUUGCUGAGAAAAUAUAUAGAAGAUGAAGUAUUGAGAUGAUAUUCAUUGGAAUAAGCUACUAAAUUAAAAAUGCUAAAUAGUUUUAGUCUUCUGUCAUAGAUGAGUGUAUAGAGUAUUUGAGUAAGUAAUAUUCUGGUUUUGAAGUAGUUAUGAUUUGAUUUCCAAAUACAGAGUUUGGGUGCCAGAAAUAAACCUUUUUUUACUGUUUUUUUUUUCCUCAGGUAUUUGAACUUUUUCUGUAGAUGCCCAAAUAAGUAAUUUUCUUUUCCUUAUCUUUUCUGCUUAU